Messenger RNA from Penicillium salamii, 2451 nucleotides. The record is from the annotation of a GenBank genome assembly. NCBI's taxonomy places the organism in Eukaryota, Fungi, Ascomycota, Eurotiomycetes, Eurotiales, Aspergillaceae.
AUGACCGCAAGCCCGGAAUAUUCCUCGGCAGCCCUCAAGUCGCCGGAAUCACAUUUUCUGGAGCCUCCAAACGGUCGCAUUGCUCACACAUUAACCGCCUGUACCCGGUGUAGACAGCGAAAAUCCAAAUGCGACCCUGGCAUCCCUCGGUGUGCCCCUUGUGAACGAAGCAAUGCCAAAUGCGUGUACUACGACUCGACGCGUGAUUCGACGAUACCUCGAACCUAUAUCGUAUCAUUGCGAGAGAAAGCUCGGGCGCUGGAACGUGAGCUCGCCGAAGCCGAGAAAGAGAUCCAACAUGCCGCCGAUGCUGAGUUGAUGGUGCGGGGUGCUGGGCGCAUCCGCUUCAAGGAAAAUGAUGAGGCACGGUAUCUCGGUUCCUCGAGUGGCAUUGCCAUGACUCGUCUAGUCAUGGAAAUGGCCAAGCAGAAUACCGACUCCAAAAGCAUCAAAGAUGUCGUCCCAGAAUUCACCGCCCAAGAGAUUAAAGAAGCCUUCGCGCAAGAAGAUUCGAAGCCGACAUCCAAAAUCUAUCCCAUGAUAAGCUCAAUUCCACAAGCCGACCUGCCUCCACAAGCUCUAACUUAUAAAUUGAUCGAUCUCUUUGUGGCCAAAUCACAAGCACUCCUUCCGACUUUACACGAGCCAACCUUUCGACAAGAGGUAGAGGAAGUCUUCAAUGGCUCUACGGACCCUUGCCAAAACUUCCAGCUCCGCAUGGUCAUCGCCAUUAGCAUGCAGAAAAUGAGCACAGAAUAUGCCGGGCUGGCUGAUAGCUAUUAUCUUGCCGCCUUGCCCUACUUGGAACCCACGUUGAAACGGAUGGAUCUAAGAGCUCUGCAAUGUCUCGUACUCAUCGCCUCCUAUUCAAUGUUGACACCCACUCGCACAGCUGCAUACUGGGUCGUCGGAACAGCCGCCAAGCUGUGUCAGGAUCUGGGAUUCACCGAGGAAGCUACCAUUACUACACCCCCCAAUGGAAAACCGCUGAACCCACUGGAGAUCGAUAUGCGCCGCAGGUUGUUUUGGAUUGUCAUAUCCAUGGAGCUGGGCCUUUCGCAUAGUCUCGGCCGUUGCAACAGUUAUUCAGUCAGCCAUGAUCACUUCAAUGUGAAGUUCUUUGAACUAGUGGAUGAUCGAUACAUUACCCCUGCGGGAGUCACUCCAGGUGCGAAGCCUGUUCUGGCAAAAUGUAUCGCAGUCCACUUCUUCAAGAUGCGGCUGCUGCAACUAGAGGCCAGACGAACACUGUACCUGAAUCGAAGGGAAACGCCAGUGGAUGAUCAAGAUCCAUGGUUUUCCCAAAUGAUGGCAAAAAUCGACCACUGGGUGUCUACGUGCCCUAAGAACGACGAUGGGAGUGGGCUUAAUGUAAAAUGGUUCACAGGGCGACGGAAUACAAUCGUGAUUCUCAUGUACCGUCCAUCGCCACAGAUUCCUGAGCCAUCCGUCCAAGCGGCGCAAAUAUGCUACGAAGCGGCUAUCUUCAAUAUCGCCAUGCAUAAAGAACAGAUGAUCACCGGAUCUGUUGAUCUCACUUGGGUAUUCGUACAGGCGUUGUUCAUGGCUUUGAACACCGUUCUCUGGACCCUCUCGUAUCCCGAGAUACGAAAAGAGCACACCAUCGAGGAAGUCCAGGGCCAUUUGGAUAUGGCUCUCGAAAUCAUUGUUUUCUCCGCCGAACGAUGGCCCGGUGUCCAGUCCGCACUGCUCCUUUACAAGCGCCUUGUUUCUGCGUGCCUGAAGGCUUAUACCACCGAAGAGUCAUUUGUUGUGCACUCGCCUUCCAACCAUCCGACCCCAACUUCCUCCCAAGGAUUGACACCGCCGGCUAUGUCUAGUCCUUCAAGUAGCACGACUGCCUCCUUUUAUUCCCACAAUCAUCGCGGUGGGAACCUAUCAAUAGGCGACACUGCCUCGAGUGGUACCUACUCUAGAGGACAAUCUGCUGAUCCCUCAUUUACACAAGAUUCAACACCUCCGGCUACAACACCAGCUCCAUUCUCACAGCCCCGCAUCCCACCAGUAUCGCCUGCCUUUGAUAUGAAACCGCCACCUACCUCUCGAAGCUCGGCGUCACAAUAUGCACCGGAGCCCUAUUGUGACCCGUCAUCACUUUAUCCAGAUGUUUCGGUCGACCCCAAUACCCCGUAUAACACGAUGCCUUCAGUUGUUCCCGGCCUUCAAGGCUGGGAUCCCAAUUUCACACUUGCCUCAACGACUGCCGGGCAUCUGGCAUAUAUUGACGCCACUGUCGACCCCAUGAACUGGACCACUUCCAUUGGGGAUCAGUAUUCUCAGUAUUUCAACGAGCCAUUCCCAGUGCCUUCAUGGCGCGAGCGUACGCUCAGCCAACAGGAGCAGAUUGAGCUUUUGGCAUCUUUGGAACACAAUAUACCUGAUGUGUCUGCUCAGUUGGUCACCGAGUACAAUGCUUUCUAUCAGUCAUGA